GUUUGUGGGAUCCAAGUUGUCAAUGCUCAGGUGUAAAAUCUUAUCUGCUCCUUCCAGAACUUUCUUCAAGAAACACAUCAGUCGUAAGCAUGGCCAGAAGUGAUGCCCAUGGGGCCAGAAUGGCAAACCUCUCAGGCAAGCCACAAUUCAAGAGUAUGUUGAAGGCUUCGGUAAAGAAAAGUUCCAAGGCAAAACCAAUGUACAGUGGACUCCUAACGAUGACUACACAAGACUGACUGCAUUCUUCUACGUUGAGAACAUCUUUACAUGUGUAAAAUUCAUCGAAGACUUGUACAAUCUUGACUCUGAAACGAUGAAGCAGAUUCCAGGAGUGCAAAUUCUCGACCAAGACAUCUUCAAAGUUGAACUUCACACUCCGAAGCUCAAAGGCCUCAGCUACAAAGACCUCGAACUUGCAAGCAUGAUCAACGGGUUUGACUUCACGAAGUAUAAGCUGACUCCGAUGGACGAUUUGAAGCAAGUCAGAAGGAUUAAGAGGCAGCAACAGAUCGAAGCAGAGAAUGCUCAGAUCCAAGACGAAAUUGCGAAGUCAGCGUACAAGUUCGGAUCCAAGAAGUUCAGACAAGUGGAGUAAGGCCCAAAAUAUUUUAUA
Moneuplotes crassus is the source of this 613-nucleotide messenger RNA. The record is from the annotation of a GenBank genome assembly. NCBI's taxonomy places the organism in Eukaryota, Ciliophora, Spirotrichea, Euplotida, Euplotidae.